CAUUCAAAUUUAGCUUCACACGCGCAGCCUACACAUCCACAUUUCAAGUUUGUUAAUUUUGGUUCAUUUUUGUGUUGAUUUGUUAAGUAGCUUCAUUAGGCAAAUAUGAAUUACCGAACUAUUCCUUUCGUGGAUAUGCUACACGUGUCGAAGAGUCUACGCGUGCAGCGGAAGCCACUCUUGCAACUUGUGCCACCAAGUGGUCUAUCGAUUGUCAACUACGGGAGUCUGGGCGAGGUCGAUCAGUUCUACUUAAGUUGCCAGGAUUACAGGGAUUAUUAUCGCGAUCCUUUUAACAAGAUGAGUUGUUCGCCGAUGUUUCGCCAAUACCAUGGCAAGUGUGGCAAUCCACCGGAUCGUAAUGUUGAAAGAUUAAGUGCACCCGGGCUUUGGGUGACAGAACGUCCUCCGGUUGUAUAUUCGGAGAAAUAUAGUCCACGCAUGAAUCUGACUGGAAGCAUUAACAUCGAUGCUCAUUAUUCACGCAAUUCGGUCACAGUGUUCAAGCAUUAAUUGCGGUCUUUUCAUUUUCCUGUAUAUACUUUUUGGCCACUUUCAGUAAAUUGUGCUCAAAAGUCUAGGUUUUGGCAAUUAGUCAUUGCAUACAUAAACAGUUCCGAUUGCUGUUGAAAAAGUUGACGGACAAAGGGACGGGCAGUGGCAGCUUGGCUUAUUCGUUCGUAUUAGUUGGUGAUGUCACUUGUCAGUGGCAAAGAUCUUGAAGCUUAUGUGGCAAUUGUUUCUAUU
This is a messenger RNA of Drosophila hydei, 747 nucleotides long. RefSeq lists its product as uncharacterized. Lineage: Eukaryota; Metazoa; Arthropoda; Insecta; Diptera; Drosophilidae. The transcript has a single exon. The record is from RefSeq and is a predicted model, not a curated record. Bases 106 to 513 code for a protein of 135 amino acids.